Messenger RNA from Varroa destructor (honeybee mite), 3597 nucleotides. RefSeq lists its product as uncharacterized. Lineage: Eukaryota; Metazoa; Arthropoda; Arachnida; Mesostigmata; Varroidae. The record is from RefSeq and is a predicted model, not a curated record.
UGUUACUGGAUCCCGACUAUGAUAACCUAGACAUCAUAUAAACACCCUAGACAUGGCUAUUUAUUUUCGCCAGGGUUCGACAGCCGCAGGCCAUUUCAAUCUUCUAUUCGACACAACUGCGUGAUUGGUGUCGGCCAUCCAGAGUCGAGAGGCGCGUUCUCCUCAUACGCAAAUGACAUGACGAUAUGAGUGCUCCAUUGCUUGGAACAGAUGUUGACCAAACCACAACAACAUUUAUCAGAUCAAAUCUUGCUUUAAAGUUCGCAGUCCUAUGGCUCAUUCUGGCGGCCGUAUUUUUAAUAAUAAUAAUCAAUAUAAUGAUAAUUUUCCAUAAUUUUAAUUAUUUAUCGCUGCUGUAUUUUCAUAUCAGAAUCAUUUUCUAAGAGAGCCCUAGGAGAGUGAACUAGUACUGACAAGAGGUCUCAUGUUACUUAAGGUCUGCUUAUUUGGCAUAAUCGGAUGACAGGGUUUUUUUUUUUGGUAAAAUAAAGUCUAAAUUUUACCUUCAUGAAUGAUAAUAAUUUAAUGGAAAUGGCGAACUAAGUGUAGUGGAAGGGUAAAACUAACCAAUUUGAAAUUGUUACCUAAAUGAUCAGUUUCUGUGGUUCAAUAAAAUACCUUGGUGAUAUAUAUAUAUAUAUAGUCCUGCCCCGUAUUCUCGCCGAAUAACGUGGCGUCUAUUGCCUUACCUGAAUUUGCUUAAUUAUGAGAGAGUUUACCUUAUUUCGUAACUGUUUCUGUUGUAAAAGAGAGAACUGAAAAUGAAUUAUAAAAAAGGCUGGAGCGGUUUCUGCUGAUCGGAACGCGCAUGUGUGACUAUCACUGCCAAAAAAAAUCAGUAUAUUUACAAAUGGACGAACAAAGAAGCUCCGCGCAUGAUGCCGAUUGAGAUUACAGUGAAGAAUAGGCAUGGAUAUUAGAAUUAGUUUGAGCUGAUAAUGCUUAGGCGUAUUUGGAAGUAUCUGUUUGUUUAAGUCUCUCUACGGGAAUUCGAGCGGGUACAUUGCGUACAUUUGGAAAAUAAUUGUAACGAAGAGCAAGAAACGAAACAACGAUCAUCAAAUGGCCCCAAAAUUCGCUCCGCCAGACCACCUCCAUGAGCAGGUCCAUACGCAGGUUCAAACUGUGGCCGUAGUGACGCAUGAGAUCGCAGGGCCGCUCCAGACGAUACACCAUCAGCCAGAAGAGGAAACGCACGAGAAUCCCGAGCAUAACGAAGCACAGGACCAGUAUACAGAAGAAGAUCACCAGGCAGAACAAGACACCUCGGCAAGCCAAACAUCAACCGGUGGGACAGGUACAAAAUACCGCUAUGAUCGACAGUGUCCUUCUUGCGGAAAUGUGCUCAGCACACUGUACGCUCUCAAGUUGCAUAUUGCAAAAAAGCACCCCGAUGAACAGGAAGAUUUGAUCCCGUUAAUCAAGCAGACUCAGUGGCGAUGCAUGCAGUUCCCGUGCACCGUUGAUAUUAAUUGUGCUGCCGUCUGUAAGGGACGCAAAGAACUUCUUGAGCAUAUGCAAAAUGACCACGGAGUAGCUGUUGAGUGGAUCGAUCACAGCUUUAGUACACGCGAUGAGUUCGAAUCUUUCAGAAGAGAGCUGAAAAGCAAUGGAACCGUCUUUAUUAAAGCCACGUCCAGGUAUAAACAGGCUGUCGGAUGGGCCGUCUACCGGUGCAAUCGAGAAGGAAAUAAGGACGAACGAAAAAAUCGGCCACGAUCAUCAACUGGUGGUCGGUCAUCGUCAAUUAAGAUCGGCACAUUUUGUACAGCCUACUGUAAAGUAUAUUACGAGGGUGAAGGUAUUCGUGCCUUUGGCAGUACCACACACGUUAAUCACGAAGUCAACGGUCAGUGGCCAGAACAUACAAUGCGUGCUCCUGAACCCGAAGAACGGCUUUUGGAGGUUACACGGGAUGAUGGUACGGUUACCCAUCAAAUUGUGAAAGUGAUCGAGGAGCCAGCCGCUCAACCAGGCGCCACUGCUAGAAGUAUGCUUCGAUGCGAAGAAGAUCAGAUCCUAAUUUCUACUGAAGACUCGGAUUCGGGUGGGCAUUUGAAGCUGGAUGCACUAGUCGUGGAAGGAGUAGAGGAGCUACGCACUAUCUCUGAGGAAUGUCAGGCCGAACCUAUGGUUAUUUAUGCUGAUCGCCUUCGUAAAUUCUAUAGAAAUUUAGGUGAAGCCGUAAGCAGAAUUGUGGGCGAUGAUUUUAAAGCCAAAAGGCGGAGUAUGUCGACUCAGAACACCGCUGCACCCGGCGCACCGAAGAUGCUGAAAAUUGCAAAUGAAUAGAUUCUACAUUAUAUAACUAAUAUGAUUGCAAACAAUAUCAAUAUAUUGGUAUAUAAGCAUGUAUAGAUAGAAAAAAAUAAGGAGGGCUAAGUAACGUAUAUAUAUACGUAUAUACCUAAUCAUUUAAGUUCCGCUUACCGCUUCUGUGAGAAUAAAUUCUAUUUUCAUUUUCUAUAGAAUGUCCCGAAAUCGAGCUGCUCUAACUUAAAAUAAGGUAGCCAAGGUGUAUAGAUUUUAAUAUUUUUUCAUCAAAAUUAAGUUUUUGUCAAUGUAUUCUUUUCGUUUGAGCGGGCCUAUGUAAACAUAAAUACCUAAAAAUUUGCUGACCUUGUGACAAGGAGUAGUGACUACACAGUAUUUGUUUAAAAGUACUCGUAUUACACGAAUUACAUUACGAACCCAGGCUAUUCUCAUUGUGAUCUUCUUACUUAUAAAAAUGGCUACCGGAUAUUUUGUUCAAAAUAGUUUAUAGAGAUACACUGUAUACUGUGUCGAUCAUGAAUGUAGCCAUCUUCAACAAUCUGACAGAAUAUGCGCACGUAAUGUAUUAAUAGACUCAAAUAAAAAAUUCCUAGCCGCGUUCAUAGUUCGAAGAAAUAAGUAUAUAUGCUGGCACCGGAUAUCCUAACCAAUUUUUUACGGCUCAGUCAACAAAAAGCAAUGAAGCGAUACCGGGUGCAGUACUGGAAAUCAAAUAUAAGGACUCAGGUCAGAAAUUCAAGAAUUUUGACAAAUUUAAAUAGCAAGUUAAGGUAUGUGUGAUAUAUAAUCUGCGUAAUAUGAUUAUCUUAUAUAAAAAAAACGGGGUUACGCUGAGUAUAAAUAAUAGGAAUUAUGUUCAGGGAACUACGUGAAAAACUACGGGACGGUACUAAGGUGGUUACAUCAAAUAUAUAACAGGUAGACUCGUUAUAUAACUACUAUCAAUUUUAUCAUACGGUAAAAAAUCGAGAGGCGCUAAUAAAACGCGCUUGAUUUUCGCAUAUUCAAUGAUUUCGCGACAUGUGCCCUAUCUGCCUUAAUCUGACUAGUUUUAUAUCUAGAAUUAAUAUUUCGCUGUAUAGCAAAUAUAGUAUCAUGGUUCAUUUUGUAUUUAACUGAUUAAUUUUUCAAGUUCUGCAGAGAAUGCAAGCAAAACUGGACCUUUAAUGCAAAUCUACUAUUACUAAUAAUUAGUGAAGGGGCAUGUUUUAUUGAAAUAUAUUUAGUUUUACGAGAUAGGUGCACAGCAGCUAUUACCUAGGGCUUCGCAUGUUUUCAAGAGUUCCAAAAGAUUUGAUAUAUAUAUAUAUAUAUAUAUAUAUA